AUGGUUGUUUCAGGCAUUCCAAACAAACAUGAACUGGUGAAUUAUGUUCCAUGUAUGCCAAGUCUAUCCUCGGCGAACCUUCCAUGGCUGAUUGGAAGCCGAGCAGACAGAGAAUUUCGUUUCCAGUUCUGGCUUCGCAGCAUCUCCAGAUUCCGCCAGCUCAGAUGGGUUCUCUGCAACUCUUUCAACGCUCUCGAGCAUUCCAUAAUCACCACAUUUCCCAAAGAGGCAGGCAUUUGCCCAGUAGGCCCUUUCCUCCCACAGCAGAAGAAAAUGAAAGAAAAAAUGGAGAAAGAUGGGUGCUUACAAUGGCUAGACAAACAAGCUUUGGGGAGCGUAAUAUACGUAUCCUUUGGGAGCAGCAUAGUAUUGAAAGAGAAACAAGUAGAGGAAGUAGCUUUGGCUCUAGAGAAGAGUGGAAGACCAUUUCUAUGGGUUGUGCGCGGAAUAGAGAAGUUUCUUUCUGCAGAAUAUUUGGAGCGAAAUGGAGAAAGAAAGUAUAUUCUUUCAUGGGCUCCACAGAUGAGCGUGCUAUUACACAGGAGUGUGGGGUGCUUCGUGACGCACUGUGGAUGGAACUCGACGGUGGAGAGCAUAACGGCGGGCGUGCCCAUGAUUUGCUGGCCUUGCGUUGCAGAUCAAUUUCUUAAUUGUGCUUAUGUUGUUGAUAAUAUUUGGAAGAUUGGGUUGGCUUUAAGUGCAAAUGACGAAGGAAUUGUGGAAAAAGUUGAGAUUGAGGAGUGCUUACGAAGAAUAAUGGCGACAGAGGAGGGGACUGAGAUUAGGAGGAGGGCCCACAAGCUCAAGGAGUGCGCCGUGAAUGCAACAUCAAGAUCUUCGUCCAUUAAAUUUACUGCUUUUUUAAAUGCCAUGAAAACGAGUGAGGGAGGAUGA
Cryptomeria japonica (Japanese cedar) is the source of this 894-nucleotide messenger RNA. RefSeq names its product UDP glycosyltransferase 9-like. Gene Ontology annotation, molecular function: UDP-glycosyltransferase activity. The coding region runs from base 1 to 894 and encodes 297 amino acids. The transcript has a single exon. The record is from RefSeq and is a predicted model, not a curated record. Lineage: Eukaryota; Viridiplantae; Streptophyta; Pinopsida; Cupressales; Cupressaceae.